AUGUUAGCAGCAUCAGCGAGACAUGCUGGGAAACAGAUAUGCGAAGGAACCAUAGGAACCCAUUCUACCGCGUUGGGGCUUCAGCACACCAAACCGACGCCAUGUCGAGUCGAAACGGCAGAAAUCUCAGUUCCACGUGCAGUUGACAAUCAUGAAUACUAUUUAAUUGUCGACGGUGCACAUGAGCAAAAUGCAGAGCACGGAGCAGCGAAAGUUCAGCUUCUGUUGAAGAUGUCAGAUGUCGUCCCGCUACCGCCACGACUACUUAUACUUCCACCACAUCUCCUUCUACUAUUACCACACUUUCUUCAACCACUACAUCUCUUCCUACUACCACCACUUCUACUACUACCACAACCACUUCCGCUAUCGUCACUUCCACUAGUGAGUUGA
Molecule: messenger RNA, 393 nt
Organism: Necator americanus (New World hookworm)
Lineage: Eukaryota; Metazoa; Nematoda; Chromadorea; Rhabditida; Ancylostomatidae
Exons: 3
Coding region: 1-393 (130 amino acids)
Source: RefSeq, a predicted model, not a curated record